AAUAAUAAUAUAACAAUGAAGUACCAUUAUAUAUACAGUUAUUAUUAUGCAUUAGAUCCAAUAAUAUGUCUAUACAAGAUCCCACAAUUUAUGAUCUAUUAGUUGUCAAGUUAGACUUAAAUGAUUCUGAAAUUAUAAGAAAUAAAUUAAUUGCCUUCUUAAAGAACUUGAAGACUUGUUGGAAUGAUGUUAGUCGCAAAGCUGCAGCUUUUGAGAAAAAGUAUGCAAAUUGGUUGGAUACUGACUUUAUAUCUUCUGCAUAUGUUCCACCUGCUACUCCAACAAUUGUUACCACUCCUCUUGAAAGGCCUACUUUGAAUUUUGAUGAGUCCUCUUUGAGAUCUAAGUAUAGAAAAGUUGCUGAAAUGGAUCAAUACUCUGCUAGCCAACUAUUAUUUGCAACUAAAGUGAAAUUUGGAAAAGAUAAUCAGCCUAAAAAAGCUAAAUUAGCAGAAAAAGUGUUAGUUGAUACUAUAUCCCCAUCUUAUGUCUAGUGAUGAAGCUUUGGCCCUUAUUUUAGAUUGUAAUUUAACAAAAGCAUCUUAUCAACUGAUGAAAAACAAAGCUGAUGAAAAGGAAUGCAAUCUCUACCCAGCAUAUAAUAAUGUUAGAAUGGCAAAAGAUCGAUGCUAUCCUAAAAAUAUAUGUGUAACUGAUUAUACUGCUAGUGCUCCACUUCAAGAUCUACUGGAUCACACUACAACAAGACUUUUGGAGACACAGACUGGUGUUGUAAAUGCAAAUGAUUAUAAUAGAGUAACUCUAAUAUACAAAGCUGGUUUUGAUGGCUCAAGUGGGCAUAGUAUUUAUCAACAAACAUGUAAUGAUAAUGAGUGUACUAGGAAUCUGAAGAGUGAAGAAUCUCUGUUUAUUACAUGCUUUGUACCUUUAGAACUCUCAUCUAUUGUUAAUGAUAAAAAGAUUAUUCUUUGGAGAAACUCUAAACCAUCAUCUACUUUGUACUGUCGACCUUUGCGAUUUAAAUUUGUAGAGGAAACUGCAGACCUUCUUCAUAGUGAGGAAUUGACAUUAAAAAAUGAGAUCAAACAGCUAACUAAAACAAGCUAUAUCCUACUUAAUGGUAAGCCUAUUGAUGUUGACAAUGAAAUUUAAAUUACUAUGACUUAUGGAAAAGCCCAUACUGCAUUAUCUGAUGUAACUGACUCAUCACAGUGUUGCUCUCUUUGUGGUGUUAAACCUAAAGAAAUGAAUGAUAUUUACAAGGUGUUACUGAAGUUGCACACUCAAAAUGGAUUACAAUAUGGGAUUUCAAUUCUACAUGCAUGGAUACAAACAUUCGAAUGCUCAAUCCAUAUUGCUUACAAAUUGCCAGUUAAAAAAUAGUCAGCAAGAUUGCCAGCUGACAAGCAACAAAUCGAAAUGCAAAAGAAAAAAAUUCAACUUGCUUUUCAAGAGAAGAUGGGAUUGAUUGUCGAUAGGCCUAAGGCUGGCGGCUCAGGAACAUCUAAUGAUGGCAACACCUCCAGAAGAGCCUUUCAGAAUUAACAACAGUUUUCUGAAAUCACAGGACUCAAUUUUGAACUUAUAAAAAUGUUCCAUGUUGUUCUGACUUGUAUUUCAUGUGGUUUUGAGCUUGAUGCAGUUUUAUUCAGGGAAUACUGUACACAUACAGCUAGGUUUUACGUGGAGUGCUAUCCAUAGUAUUAUAUGCCGCAGAGCAUUCACAAAAUGCUAAUUCAUGCUCCCAGUGUUGUUGAUUACAUGACAUUACCAAUUGGGCUCUUAAGUGAAGAAGCUAUAGAGGCUCGGAAUAAAGAUUUUAAAAAGUAUCGUGAGCAUUUUACAUGCAAGUGUGACCGUAUCAAAUGUAAUGAGGAUUUAUUUAAGCGAUUAUUUUGUUCUAGUGAUCCAGUCAUUUCUUCACUAAGAACAAUAGUUAGUACUUAGAAGAAGGUUUUGCCAGAAGGUGUUCUGCAACUGUUAAAAAACAGUGUUAAGUUGUUCUUUUUAUGGAAUUUUACAGGCUAAUUUUUGG
Molecule: messenger RNA, 1996 nt
Organism: Hydra vulgaris (swiftwater hydra)
Lineage: Eukaryota; Metazoa; Cnidaria; Hydrozoa; Anthoathecata; Hydridae
Source: RefSeq, a predicted model, not a curated record